UCUCAUUCUCGCCGUCCCACGCGUACACAACAUGUCCAGAGGUCGGGGCGGCGGAAGAGGUGGUGGAAGGGGAGGAGGGAGGGGAGGAUUUGGCGCAAACAACCUGCCGCCCAUGGGGCUCACCUUCGCAGACAUUCAGUCUCUCUCUCGUGAAGAGAGCGCAUUGUAUCCCCCUCUUGAGCCCUUGCCUCUCCUUACCGAAUACAACGACGAGGAGAAGCGCAUGGCGAAGCUUCAGAUUGGCUUUGCGACGCGACUGCGAAAAUCCGCGUACUACAUCGUGGAAUCCACCAAGUCAACAGAGCUUCCCCGAUAUUCUGACAAGUAUCGACCAUCUCCGGCGUCACAACCAACGCUAAAACGGAGUGACCUCCAUCAGCCUUUCUUUCCUCAAGAGGUGUUUGAACAGUACUUCAACCCGAAGAAAAAGCAGACAGCGAAGAAAAGGGGACCCGCGAAGCGUGUGAACUUAGAUGAUAUGGCGGAGGACGCUGAGGAACAGGAGAAGUCCGGUGAUGAGCGUUCAGAAGCAGGCUCACAGCCAGCCGAAGAAGACUACGACGUCGAGGAGGAGUAUGACAACGACUACGCGGAGAAUUACUUCGAUCCGGGCGAGGAAGAUGACAACGAUAACCUCGGGGGUGGCGGAGGAGCGGACGAAGGGGGUGGAGCGGGCUACGAUUUCGACUAGCUGCCUAAGAAACUGCACGCUGUACGUUAUUCUUGACUGCAUUGUUCGUUCCGUAGUCCACCAUUGUAGCAUAUUUAUGGGCACACCUACCAUGUUUCGGUAUUGUGAUCACAAUUUGACACGUUCC
Molecule: messenger RNA, 818 nt
Organism: Dichomitus squalens LYAD-421 SS1
Lineage: Eukaryota; Fungi; Basidiomycota; Agaricomycetes; Polyporales; Polyporaceae
Exons: 6
Coding region: 32-691 (219 amino acids)
Biological process (GO): transcription by RNA polymerase III
Cellular component (GO): RNA polymerase III complex
Source: RefSeq, a predicted model, not a curated record